UGUUUUACCGGCCAUCGGUUGUUUACAUUUUUGUUUCACCAGUUCUCCACAUUUUCGUAAUGGUUUGUUCAUUGGGUAUCGAGGGCAGCGCCAAUAAAAUUGGCAUAGGUAUUAUUCGCGAUGGAGAGGUCUUGGCCAAUGUUCGACGCACCUAUAUCACACCACCGGGUGAGGGCUUUCUACCCAAGGAAACGGCCAAGCAUCAUCGCGAAGCAAUUUUGGGUUUGGUCCGGGAGAGUCUAAAGGAGGCGCAAUUGGAACCUAAAGACUUGGAUGUCAUUUGCUAUACGAAAGGUCCCGGAAUGGCGCCACCUCUUCUGGUGGGAGCAAUAGUGGCGCGCACUCUUUCACUGUUGUGGGAGAAACCGCUGCUGGGAGUAAAUCAUUGUAUUGGUCACAUCGAAAUGGGUCGUUUCAUUACGAAAGCCCAAAAUCCAAUUGUCUUGUAUGUGAGUGGCGGGAACACGCAGGUCAUAGCUUUUUCGAAUCAAAGAUAUCGCAUAUUCGGGGAGACCAUAGACAUUGCUGUUGGUAAUUGUUUAGAUCGGUUUGCAAGGAUAAUCAAGCUGUCCAACGAUCCCAGUCCAGGAUACAACAUUGAACAGCUGGCAAAGUUAGGAACGAAAUAUAUCAAACUUCCCUAUGUGGUCAAGGGCAUGGAUGUUAGCUUCUCGGGCAUUCUUUCCCAUAUAGAAGAAUUGGCAGAGCCAAAUAAACGGAAAAACAAAAGAAAGAAGGCAACAGAUGAAAUCACAGACGAGGGAGAAGUUUCUUAUAGCAAAGAAGAUCUCUGCUAUUCUCUGCAGGAAACCAUUUUCGCCAUGCUGGUAGAGAUCACCGAAAGAGCCAUGGCCCACUGUGAAUCCCAAGAGGUGUUGAUUGUAGGAGGCGUUGGCUGUAAUGAGCGUUUGCAGGAGAUGAUGCGUAUUAUGUGCCUGGAACGUGGCGGUAAACUUUUUGCCACUGAUGAACGUUAUUGUAUAGACAAUGGCCUAAUGAUUGCCCAUGCCGGAGCUGAGAUGUUUAAGUCUGGUAUAACUAUGCCACUGGAAGAUGCCUUUGUCACUCAAAGAUAUCGCACAGAUGAGGUUUUGGUUAAGUGGCGCCAGGAUUAGCUAACCAAUAAAUGUUUUUAUUAAAUGCUAAUUUUGGAAUAUAA
Messenger RNA from Drosophila willistoni, 1159 nucleotides. RefSeq names its product probable tRNA N6-adenosine threonylcarbamoyltransferase (gene Tcs3). The transcript has 2 exons. The record is from RefSeq and is a predicted model, not a curated record. Gene Ontology annotation, biological process: tRNA threonylcarbamoyladenosine modification. Lineage: Eukaryota; Metazoa; Arthropoda; Insecta; Diptera; Drosophilidae. Bases 60 to 1115 code for a protein of 351 amino acids. Gene Ontology annotation, cellular component: EKC/KEOPS complex; cytoplasm.